Molecule: messenger RNA, 2905 nt
Organism: Lactuca sativa (garden lettuce)
Lineage: Eukaryota; Viridiplantae; Streptophyta; Magnoliopsida; Asterales; Asteraceae
Product: pentatricopeptide (PPR) repeat-containing protein
Biological process (GO): RNA modification
Molecular function (GO): zinc ion binding; protein binding; RNA binding
Source: RefSeq, a predicted model, not a curated record
CAAAUGCAAACAAACAAUUGUUUAGUUUCGCUGCUUGUGUUAUCUCUAUCAAUCAAAUUUGUACAAUGCUAUUUCAGUAUAUUUUUGAAGAUAUUCUAAUUAUUUGACGUGCAUAACGAAGUUUGUAGUAGUUUCAAAUGAUCAAUUCCAUGAUUUUUUUUUCAUUGGAAAGCUGCAAUUCUUUUCAAUGGAGACACCCCGAAGGCUAGAACCACCAUGGUCAAAGUAAUUAGAAUAAUUCUUCAUGGGAACUUUUAGACACCAACUAUCUGAUCAUUAUGCUUCUCUAAUUCAAAGAACGCUGGUUAACAAAGACCCGUGUGCGGGAAAAGCGAUUCAUGCUAGUAUAAUCAAGUCGGGUAUCCAUGUUGGUGUGUUCCUUACGAACAAUCUGAUGAAUUUGUAUGCGAAAACAGGGUUUCUUGUAGAUGCUCGUCGGUUGUUCGAUGAAAUGCCUGUUAGGAACGCAUCUUCUUGGAACACGAUUAUAUCUGCUAAUGCGAAACAGGGAAGGGUUGAUUAUGCACGCCGCCUGUUUGACGAAAUGCCCGAACCUGAUUCUGUCUCAUGGACUGCGAUGAUGGUGGGUUAUAAUCAAAUGGGUCGCUUUGAAACUGCUGUCAGAAUGCUCGUCGACAUGAUAUCUUCCAAAGUAAUGCCAACACAGUACACAUUCACUAUCGUUCUUGCCUCCUGUGCUGCCAUGAACAGGUUAGAUAUCGGGAAGAAAGUUCAUUCAUUUAUUGUUAAAGUCGGGCUCAGUAACUACACCAGCGUUGCUAAUUCUCUGUUAAACAUGUACGCAAAAUCAGGCGAUCUGUUGACAGCAGAAUCUAUCUUUGGUAAAAUGAAAUCAAAAAGCACAUCAAGUUGGAAUACUAUGAUAUCAAUGCAUAUGCAAUGUAGACGGUUUGACCUUGCACUUGCUCAGUUUGACCAAAUGUCCAAUCGAGAUAUAGUUACAUGGAAUUCAAUGAUUUCAGGGUACAAUCAACACGGUUUUGACUCCGAAUCUCUUCAUAUGUUCUCGAAUAUGUUAAAGAUCAAGAAUCCAACACUCAAGCCAGAUAAAUACACGUUAGCAAGCGUUUUAUCCGCAUCUACAAACAUUAGCAGCUUAAAAUUAGGGAAACAAAUCCAUGGUCACAUUAUCAGAAUCGAAUUCGAUCUAUCUGGAGCUGUUGGAAACGCUUUGAUUUCAAUGUACUCUAAACUUGGUGACAUCAAAACAGCUCAAAAGAUUGUAGAAAAAUAUAAAACAUCAAAUGAAAACAACAUAAUCGCAUUCACAUCUCUGUUAGAUGGAUACAUCAAAAAAGGUGAGAUGGGGCCUGCAAGAAAAAUAUUCGAUUCGUUAACCGAUCCUGAUGUGGUAGCAUGGACAGCCAUGAUUGUAGGUUACAUGCAAAACGGGUUCAACAAUGAAGCAAUCGAUCUUUUUAGAUCAAUGAUCAAAUCGGGUCCACAACCUAAUAGCUACACUCUAGCAGCUAUCUUGAGUGUAAGUUCGAGUCUUGCUUCUUUAAACCAUGGGAAACAAAUUCAUGCAAAAGCUAUAAAAACAGAAGUAGCAUUAUCGGUUUCUGUAAGUAAUGCUUUGAUUAACAUGUAUGCGAAAUCGGGAAGUAUUGGUAACGCGAAACGUGUGUUUGAAAUGAUAAGUGGUUUAAAAGAUAAUAUUUCUUGGACUUCCAUGGUUAUUUCUUUAGCUCAACAUGGCCAUGGAGAAGAAUCGUUGAAAUUAUUUGAGAAAAUGUUGGAUUUUGAUAUAAAACCGGAUCAUAUAACUUAUGUUGGAGUGAUUUCGGCUUGUACCCAUAUGGGUUUAGUGGAAAAAGGUCGCGGGUAUUUCAAAAUGAUGCAAGAAAGACACGGGAUUGAACCGACUCAUAGUCAUUACGCGUGUAUGGUUGAUUUGUUGGGACGUGCGGGGAAGCUUCUAGAAGCUUAUGAUGUCAUCAAGAACAUGCCGAUUGAACCGGAUGUUAUCGCGUGGGGUUCGCUUUUAUCUUCAAGUUUUGUUCAUAAAAAUAUGGAUCUUGCUAAAAUUGCAGCCGAACGGGUCCUACUGAUGGAUCCGGAUAACAGUGGGGCCUACUCGGCGUUGGCCAAUGUGUACUCGGUUCAUGGGGAAUGGGAGGAAUCUGCUAAGAUACGAAGGUCGAUGAAGUUUAAAAAAGUUAAGAAAGAUCAAGGGUUGAGUUGGGUUCAAAUAAGGGAUCAGGUUCAUGUUUUUGGAGCUGAAGAUGGUGUUCAUCCUGAAAGGGAUGGGAUUUAUGAGAUGAUGGGGGAGAUUUGGAAGGGGAUUAAGAAAUUAGGGUUUGUACCGAAAACUGAAGUGGUUUUGCAUGAUCUUGAUGAAGAGGUGAAAGAGGAGAUUCUUAUGCAUCAUAGUGAAAAGCUUGCUAUUGCUUUUGCGUUAAUGAAGACUCCUAAGAAUAGUAGUUUGACGAUUAUGAAGAAUUUGAGGGUGUGUAAAGAUUGUCAUUCGGCUAUUAAGUUUAUUUCCAAACUUGUUGGUAGGGAAAUUAUAGUUAGAGAUGCAACUCGGUUUCAUCAUUUUAAAGAUGGAGCAUGCUCCUGCAAUGAUUAUUGGUAGCCAAAAUAGCUUCUACUGCAUUUGAUUAGGACCGAAUGUGAUGUUAAAAAAAAAAAAAAACAUAAAUUAUAAUAUUUUAGCUCGCCCAAAAGUUGGAAUUGUGUGGGAAAGAUAAUUUGUGUGGUCUUUCUUAUUCGGCUGUGGUUAUUUUACAUCGCAAAAUUCAACAAAUAUUGUUAUUUUCUUAAUGUUUCAUAGGUUUUGACUUGUUCAAGCAUUCAACUAUAUGUACUCUAUUGAUAUUUUUAUUGCUUUAUGCAAGUGAAAAGCUGAAAAAUAAAAAUUAAAAAGAAAAAUAACAAAAAU